Nipponia nippon (crested ibis) is the source of this 2170-nucleotide messenger RNA. NCBI's taxonomy places the organism in Eukaryota, Metazoa, Chordata, Aves, Pelecaniformes, Threskiornithidae. The record is from RefSeq and is a predicted model, not a curated record.
CCCCCGCUGCCCCGGGCGCGGGCCGGGCCGCGCUGCGGGCGGGCUCUGCACCGGGCAGCCCCUGCCCCGGCACCGGCGGCUCCAGACUUCAAUAGCUUUGUCACUCGGACCAACACUUGUGGAGAGCUGUGUUCUGUGCACGUGGGACAAGAGGUCACACUGUAUGGAUGGAUUCAGUAUCAAAGACAAGGCCUGUUUCUGGUUUUGAGGGAUUUCCAGGGACUGACCCAGAUCAUCAUUCCACAGGAUGAGGCACAUUCCCAUGUGAAGAAGCUCUUGUCUAAUGCCCCAGUGGAGUCUGUUGUGCGAGUGACUGGAAUUGUGUCCCCUCGGCCCCCUGGGCAGGAGAAUCCGAAAAUGCCAACAGGAGAUAUUGAAGUGAAGGCGGAGACUGCCGAGAUCCUAAACCCCUGCAAGAAGCUACCUUUUGAAAUCAAGGAUUUUAUCAAGAAAUCAGAGGCCUUACGGAUGCAGUAUCGCUACUUGGACUUGCGUAGCUUCCAGUUGCAGUAUAACCUGCGGCUGAGAUCACAGAUAGUGAUGAGGAUGCGGGAAUAUCUGUGUAACCUCCAUGGGUUUGUGGAUGUAGAAACUCCAACGCUCUUUAAAAGAACCCCAGGGGGAGCAAAAGAAUUCCUUGUGCCCUCGAGGGAAGCAGGCAAGUUCUACUCUUUGCCGCAGAGUCCUCAGCAGUUCAAGCAGCUGCUCAUGAUUGGAGGCCUGGACAGGUACUUUCAGGUUGCUCGCUGCUACCGAGAUGAAGGUUCACGGCCUGACAGGCAGCCUGAAUUCACUCAGAUAGAUAUAGAGAUGUCAUUUGUAGAUCAAGCUGGGAUCCAGAGAUUGAUAGAGGGCCUCCUGCAAUAUUCCUGGCCUGAGGAAAGAGGCUGCAUUACGACUCCUUUCCCUUCCAUGACAUACAAGGAGGCACUGGCUGACUAUGGGACUGAUAAACCAGACACUCGUUUUGGGAUGAAGAUAGUGGAUAUCAGUGACUUUUUACAAAGAUCGGACAUUCAGUUUGUGCAGAAUGCACUCAGUUACCCACACGGUACUGUCAAAGCCAUUUGUAUCCCUCAGGGAGUGAGAUACCUUAAAAAUAAAGAUUUGGAGUCAUUAAAGGAGUCUGCAAAAUCCCAGUUUAACCAGGAAAUCAUGGAGAUUAUUUGCAAGCCUGAUGGAAGCUUGAAGUCUCUGCUUACAAAGUUUCUUAGUGAGAAGCAGCAGUCAGAGCUUAUCCAAGCGCUGAACAUGCAGGUGGAUGAUGUGGUACUGCUGGCAGCUGGUGAACACAAGCAAGUGUGCUCUGCAUUAGGAAGCCUACGGUUGGAGAGUGCUGACCUCCUUGAGGCGGCUGGGCUGGUACUCCGUGGUCCUACGACUUUUCACUUUCUGUGGGUGGUGGAUUUUCCACUUUUUCUCCCCAAGGAAGAGAAUCCCACUGAACUGGAAUCUGCCCAUCACCCUUUCACUGCUCCUCAUCCUUCAGAUACCAGCCUCCUCUAUUCUGAUCCCACAAAGGUCCGUAGCCAGCACUAUGACCUUGUGCUGAACGGCAGUGAAGUUGGAGGUGGCUCCAUCAGAAUUCAUAGCGCAGAACAGCAGCGUUUUGUGCUGGAGAAAGUGCUGAAGGAGGAUUCUGAGGUGCUUUCCCAUCUGCUUGAGGCUUUGGAGUUUGGAGCUCCACCUCAUGGAGGAAUCGCUUUAGGACUUGACAGGCUGAUCUCUCUCAUUGUUGAUGCUCCAAGUAUCAGAGAUGUCAUUGCUUUUCCUAAAUCCUUCAGAGGACGGGACCUGAUGGGCAAUGCUCCAGACUAUGUCACUCCAGAAGAACUAGAGCCAUAUCACAUCCAGGUUUCCUGGCCUCUUGCAGAAAAAGAGGCAAAGCAAAACUGACUUAAAGCCAGUGAUGUAAGCUGAUCUGUUUAACCAGAGGUGGUUACAGCUUCUAAAUACUAGAAUUCUGUUCAGAAAACCAACUGUUAUGGGAGGGUGGAGGGCAGUGCAACCCCACUGCACCAUGGCAGUUUCAGGACUGAAUGGGAAAUAGAUACGAGGGCUCCCCGAUAGGAAUUCACCUUUAGGUUGUAAUGGGAAAGAGAAGUAGAAGAGCAAAAGAAAAGAGCAUAAUUUUAACAUAGGGUAUUGAGAAUGUUGGCUUUGGGAUGUC